Xyrauchen texanus (razorback sucker) is the source of this 5652-nucleotide messenger RNA. RefSeq names its product suppressor of cytokine signaling 3b (gene socs3b). The coding region runs from base 400 to 1074 and encodes 224 amino acids. The record is from RefSeq and is a predicted model, not a curated record. Gene Ontology annotation, biological process: intracellular signal transduction; phosphatidylinositol phosphate biosynthetic process. The transcript is spliced from 2 exons. NCBI's taxonomy places the organism in Eukaryota, Metazoa, Chordata, Actinopteri, Cypriniformes, Catostomidae. Gene Ontology annotation, cellular component: phosphatidylinositol 3-kinase complex. Gene Ontology annotation, molecular function: 1-phosphatidylinositol-3-kinase regulator activity.
AAUAUCAGUCAGUACUUUAACUCGAUGGCACAAACAGUAGAUACCUCUACUACCUCUUACAGACUUUAACACAGCUGAUCACUGAUCAACUGUUCAACAACUGACAUGAAACUGAUCUUUAUCACUUUAAAAGAGGGUCUAUUUUUCAUAAACAUUUCUGAGAGAAUCAUACAAGGAACUAUGUUUUAAGAAAGGUCCCAGAUUUAUUCGGAUAACGCUUUGAAGCUGCCUUCCAUACCCACUGAGACACCAUUUCUUCUGGAUGUGGAGGAGACGACAGAGCUCUGGGCGUUGUGUUGGUGCUCUCCGGUGCAUGAGCACCCUGGCUGGGACGGCCCGUCGGCCCUGGACCCCGAGCACCAGUGGUUGCCGGGCGGUACAGGGGGUGGGCAGAGCGCCAUGGUAACGCACAGUAGGUUUGACAGCGCCAUGAGCAGCAGCCCCUUUGAAGGCGGCGUGCGGCUGCCCCCCCACCGGUACAAAACCUUCAGUUCUAGGGCGCAGUAUCAGAUGGUGCUCACAGCUGCACGCAAACUACAAGAGAGUGGCUUUUACUGGAGCACCGUGAGUGGGAAGGAGGCCAGCGCACUUCUGAGCGCAGAGCCCUCGGGCACCUUCUUAGUGCGUGACAGCUCAGACCACCACCACUUUUUCACACUCAGCGUGAAAACAACUACAGGCACCAAAAACCUGCGCAUCCAGUGUGACGCCAGCUCCUUCUUCUUGCAGACAGAACCGCAGAGUAAACAGGCGGUACCGCGUUUUGAUUGUGUUCUCAAACUCAUCCAUCAUUACAUGCCCUCUACCAAUGGGACGGGGACCUCAUCCAAGGUCCAGGCUAAAGGGAACAGUGUUGUAGAUGGUGGAAGUGCAGGAGAUGGGAGUGCAUACUUCAUUUACUCUGGUGAUGAGAAGAUCCCUCUGGAGCUACUGCGUCCACUUGCAUCCAGCAUGUCUAGUUUGCAGCAUCUUUGUCGCAAGACUUUAAAUGGCCAUAUUGAUGUGUCCACCAAACAGGACCAGCUGCCUCAUCCACUCCAAGAGUUCCUAGAGGAGUAUGAUGCUCCUAUCUAGCUAUUAUUUAGAGCCCCAGAUGUGUUUUAGAUUAGAAGGGCUACGUGCACAGAAGACGUGCAUGCCAGUAAAUGCCCGCAAUGGUGCAGAAUUGCGUAAGUGGAGAUUGACUGCGCCUGACCUCGUGUGUCUGUCAGUAUUGCAGGCCAGAUGUGCCUUCGACCUCUGGAUUGUGAACCUUUGGCAGGGUAUGCCAUUGGAAGGACAGCCUGAGAUAUGUACUUCUACUUAAGUGGUCGUGGCAAGGAUCUGACAUCUCAGUUGCUGUUGAUAAGAACGGAUGCGCAGAUCACAUUUGUUGUCUCUUUGUAUCCUGUUCUGUCUGUCACUGGCCAGUCUCCAAGACAGACUGCUGAAGAUAACCACAAGUGAUAGUUGAUCAGUACAGGAGUUAAGUGUGCUGCUAUGGCUACAGUCCAGCUUCUCGCCAUUGAUCGAGAGAGGCUCCCUCAAUCUGUUUUAUCAAGCUCAACAUUUUUUACUUUCUCCUGGAAGGAAAACAUUGGUGUUUGCGAUGACGAACACAAUUCCACUGCUUCUUGCCAAGCGUAAUUGCCUCAUAAGUGGGCGUGGGGGUGGCUACUUACCGCUCCCAACUGACACUGCUGUGUCUACUCUGGUGACUGAAAGAAAUGGGUCAAUACAAGGGACUAGAGUCAAAGAACGCGUGAACCGUAUGAACUGGACGAGAGGCCUGUAACUUUGGACAGUUUCAGCCUCUGACCUCCCUUAGCCCUCUCUGGAGAAAACGGCCCCUGAGGACAGCUCAGUGGACUGUUACUUUGUAACUUGACAGGAGCCAAAGCAAAUAUUAGAUUAAUUUGUGCUAGGAAAAGGCAGGCAACAACUGAACAACAUUUAUGAUUAAAUUCCAAGUAGAUAUGAACAUAUACAUAAAUUGACGUUCAUAUACUGUGAAACAAAUACAAGCACAGUAUGUAAAAUCUUUCUUAACUGAUUUAAUGUGGUGUUUGACAUGUAGGACUGUGCUUCUCUCAUCACACGGAGAGGCAUUUGUAUUUUGCGCUCAUGAAAAAUCAGUUAUGCUUCAAAACAAUGACACAGUGUUUGUUUCACUAGCAGGACUUGACGUCUGCUAUUCACUGAAUGUAUUCUGAGUCUAUGGAAGGGCUUACAGUUCCACUUGCAGAUUGUCUUUUUGUUUCAUAUUUUGUCAAAUCAAGGUGUUUACAUGUGUGGCCACCAAUAGGACAGCAUGUUUUCUACUGUCUUUUAUAAAGAUGUCUCAUCUUAAUGUCUGGUCUGAUGACCUCAGCGCAAGCUUGAAGAUCAAAAAACAAAGGCAUUAAAAUAGAAAAUGCAGCAAGAAACUUUGCACAUAUUUAUAUUUAUAAGAUGUUUCCAUAAUUUAUAUUAAAGAGCACUAUUUUUACAAAACGGAUCCCACUGAGUGCCUCGCAUUCUUGUUGUCGACUGCAACUUUAUUCGCCCAGACCACAGUCUGCAUGCACAUGUUAAAAAUGCAUGACUUAUAUUGGACAUUUGCUGUAGAAAGCAUUGUUUUCCUUCUGUUGUAGGAACGCACACACGUGAGAAAACCACAACUGCUCUUGUUUUCAAAAAACAUGUCUGAGACUUACCUUGAGGUGUGUGUGAGAGUGUUUACAGGAUGUCACUGAGUGCAUUCUCUUUUGAUCAAAGUUACACCAUCUGCCUUUCUCUCCAGACUGAUCUUAAAGGGAUAGUUCAUCCAAAUAUGAAAAUUAAUUCCUCAAUCACUUGCUCUCAUGUUGUUGUUUCUCCAUCAUGUUCUGUGACUUUUUUCUCCAAUGUAACACAAAAUGAGCACAUUAGGCACCAUUCACUUUUAUUUUAUGGAAUUUUCUUUUUAUGAAAAUGAAUGGUGAAUAUCAGUCGUUAACUUUCUACCUAACAUUGAUUGUCCCAGGUAUAAAAGAAACCCAUACAUGAUUGGUACAACUUUGUUUUUAUUAUGAAAAAAAAAGAAGAAGCAUAAUAAAAGUAGCAAUGUGGCUCGUACAAAAUAUUCCAAGUCUUAAAAAGUCAUACUAUAGCUUUGAUCAAGGAACAGUCCCAAAUUUAAGAUUGACAGUCAUGGUCACCAUUCACUGUCAUUGUGAAGUGUCAACAUUCUUCUAUAAAUAACUAAUUUUGUGUUCCAUGGUAGAAAGAAAGUAAUUCAGGUUUGGAAUGACAAGAGCAUGAGAUUAUUAUUAUGUAUGUGUGCGUGCAUUAUUAUUAUAAGUUAUGACAUUCAUUUAAUUGUUAAGUGUAGUAUACCCUUAAUAUCACUAAUCCAAUUAUAAAGUUUAAAUUAAAGAAAUAGUUCACCCAAAAAUGAAAAUUCUCACAGUAUUUACUCUUUCUUUUUAGUAUUUAAUUUUUCUUACUUUUGCUGAACACAAACAAAUAUUUUUAGAAGAAUAUAUCAGCUCUGUAGGUCCAUACAAUGCAAGUGAAUGGUGAUCAUGCCUCCAAAGUGGAAAUUAAGUCAACAUAAAAGUAAUCCAUAGGACUCCAGUGUUUUAAUCAAUGUCUUCUGAAGCAAUCCCAUUGGUUUCGGGUAAGAAUCUUGAUUUCAAACUCGAUUACACUUCCUAGUACUUGACUAUGCGCAGGGCGCUCGAGCUUGAAAUCAAGAUCACCAAGGAGACUGCUGCCAAGAUGUACAGUGAAAAGGGUGUUAUAUUUUGGUUUUAUGGAUUUAUUUAUGCUGACUAUUUCUCCAUUUUGGAGUUCUGGUUACCAUUCACAUGCAUUGUAUGGACCUACAAAGCUAAGAUAUUCAUGUUUUAACCGUGCGUUCUCUGAACACGCAGUAUGUGAUUGUGCAUAGAAUUAUUUGCACUAAUUAGCGAGUCCUCAAGGUGGCAACACUCACAGUUGCGCCGUUGCUGUCACAAAGAAGAGCUAGAAGAUUUAAUCACUGCUAAACAACAGGAGACUAAUCUGAAAACAACAACAGUGCAGGAGGUCAGGAGGAAAUACCUGCAUUUGUAUAUAAAUCAAGUCUGAAGGAAUAUAAAAACAUCUUUAUGAUUCUAAACACUUCAUUCGAAGAUACAUAGUGUAGUCUCUCAUAGCAGUAGUACCGUGCAUGCACAAACUGCCUGUGUAUGUGCGUACAGUCAAAUGAAGUACACUUUGAAAGGCUAGCAUUCCACUGUUCGCAGUCAGAUAAUAAGCGUUCAAUUCAAAACAGGAGUACUGUAUAAUUUGGGCUUUAUAGUGAGAUAUUUUUAAUUGAUUAAUCCCUCUCUAAUUCAUUUUCCCUCCAUUUAAGUAAAGGCUUUUAUCAGCUCUCUGUCCUCUUAUUAGAUGGUAAUUAACACAUUGUAAAAGCAGUAACUCACAAACCAUUAAAUGCCUAAGUAAAAAAAAAAAUCAAUAAGCCUUGAUAAAUUUCCUGAACAAACCCAAUACAGGCCGAGACGAUAAGAUUUCUGACUUGCAGUGCAGACUUUCAAUCAUGCUAGGACAAAAGCUCUUACACAAUUGAAAGAUAACCUGAAAAAAGCUUUUUUCAUUAAACAGUCCUUUCAGAAGUUCACAUUAAUUGACUUAGACUGUAGCAGUGUGGUCAUAUCUAUGGAUUAUUAUUUUGACAAAACUAUAUAUAAAAUAAUAGUAGGUAAUUCAACUAUAAAAUAAAUCCAGACUUGUAUAGGGUAUACAUUAGACAGAGGUAUUGAAGCAAGUCACAAUCAGCACUGAUAGAUUUAUCUUUAGCUACUUCAGACAGGAUGCAAAUCAAAAGUUUUUUUUUAUUUGCAUGCAUAGUACAUGAGAAGUCAAAUAAUGUAUCAUUUCAAUUUAUGUGGAAAAACAAUGAGUAUGAAUGCAUGUCUGUAAGUGCAGAAGUACUUAGAGAUUACAUAUCUACAGUUAUGUACAGUAUUUUAUUAUUAUUGUAUUAUAUACAGUACUGUGCAAACGUCUUUGGCACUUAAGACAUUUCACAAAAACAUUUGUCUUAAGAUGGUUAUUUAUAUCUUCAGCUUUGAUGUGUCAAUAGGAAAUAUAAAUUGUAGACUCUUAAACAUUUCUUUUGCAAAUAGAAUAGAUUAGAAUAACAGGGAUCCCUGCAACAGAUGGCAUGGCCCCAGGGGCGGUUUUACGAUUUCUGAGGCCCCAAGAAUCCGACCAAGCCAGGGCCCAAUUUUGAAAAUGUUUGCUGAAAAAAAAUCACAUAAAAUGUAUUUUAAAUAAAAAAUUUAAAAUCAUCCUAUCAACCAUUGUAGCCAAGUACAUUCAAAAUGUUUAAUGAAAUAAAAAUCUUGUUAAAGAUAAUUAAUGCAUGUAUUCCAGUUUUUCCACAGUGAUAAAAAAAUAUAUAUUUACCUACUACAUGUAUUUUUACGAAACAAUAUUAUUUUUUGUGCAAAACCUACUACUUCACCCAGCAACAUUAUGGAAUUCAGUUGUUAUUUAUACAUUUUAUAACCAAACAAUUAUUUAUUGUUGUCCAGUUAGUCAUUAUAACAUGAUACAGUAUUAUUAUUACUUUGAGGAUUUGUUGUACACAAUAGUAAUAUAUUCCUGUCUUAUUUACUUUACUUUCACCUGGAGUUUAUAUUCUGAUGUUGAGUCUGUAUU